Amphibalanus amphitrite is the source of this 2520-nucleotide messenger RNA. Its product is annotated as solute carrier family 25 member 46-like. The record is from RefSeq and is a predicted model, not a curated record. The transcript is spliced from 2 exons. Gene Ontology annotation, cellular component: mitochondrial outer membrane. Gene Ontology annotation, biological process: mitochondrial membrane fission; mitochondrial fission. Bases 226 to 1575 code for a protein of 449 amino acids. Lineage: Eukaryota; Metazoa; Arthropoda; Thecostraca; Balanomorpha; Balanidae.
CAGAGACGAACGUGAUGCAAAAAUUCGCGCAGUGUUGCGCGCGGUUGAUAUUGAUAUUAGUGUUUUGUGGUUCAAGCAAAAGUACUUCUGUAGAGAAAAUUAUUUCACAAUAUAGUCACUUCACUUCCUUUAUCAGGGUGAUGUUUGACAUCAAGAUAUAGCAAUCAAAUUUCGGAUGAUCACUUUUCUUUUCUACACCCCCUCGUUGAACUACUAGCGCCCCCUAUGGCUGGCCUGGACGACUACAAGUUCUACAUGGCAGCACGCGGGGAAGACUCUCCGUUCUGGGAGCGUCGUCUGCCGGAGCGUCGGGCGGGGGGCAGUGCUCGCCCAACGUCCCUCCCCCUGCCCGAGCAGACGACCGAGCCGGCCACCUCCCCCAACACCCAGUACCUGGUGGUGGCCACGAACGCGGCCGGACUGAUUGUGGAGCACGUUCUGACGCACCCGUUUGUGGUGCUGCGCCGGCAGUGUCAGGUGAAUGCCACUGCCCGUCGCUACCACCUGACGCCGGUCACUCUAGCGCCGGUGCUGUUCAACCUACACCGCCAUCAGGGACUGGGGGUUCUCUGGAAGGGACUGGGGAGUGCGGUGAUCGUGAAGGGCCUCCGACUGGCCGCUGAGGAUCUGGUGAGCAAGGUGGCACCCUGGCCGCGGGAGCUGGCCCGCGGCAGCUCUGCGCGCCAGGCCGGCCGCCACCUACUGCUGAAGACGGCCGGCCUGAUCGCCGCGGCUCCGUUCUCGGCAGCGAGUCUGACAGAGUCGGUACAGUCGGAGGUGGCCAGCGAGCGGCCGGGCGUGCUGGACGUGUUCACAGAGGGAGCGUUCCGCGCCGUGGCCGGUCUGACGCCGUACAGCGGCGGGCGUCUGCUGCCAGUGUGGACCCUGGUCGUACCGGCUGCUCUGCACGGUAUCCUGCACUACAUCCUGAGUGCCAUCGGCGCGGAGGUCGCCUCUGCUGUACUCCGUAUCCUACGCGACCGAGCCGAGCGGCGGCGCGGGGCGGUGCCGCGCGCGCGCCAGCCCCUGGACAGGUGCCACCAGCAGCUGGCCGUGGCGGCGGUGGGUCGCUACUCGGCCGACCUGCUGCUCUACCCGCUGGAGACGGUGCUGCACCGGCUGCAGCUGCAGGGCACGCGCUCCAUCGUGGACAACCUGGAUACGGGAUCCUCGGUACUGCCCGUCAGCACGCGCUACGAGGGCGCCCUCGACUGCUUCUUCACCAUCCUAGAAGAUGAGGGCGUAUCGGGUCUGUACAAGGGAAUCGGUACACUGGCGGCUCAGGCGGCUACGCACGCCGCGGCGCUGUACGCGGCUCGCUGGAUAAUCGGCCAGGUGGCGCUGCUGGCUGCCGACCAGCCGCCGCCCUCGGCAGCGGCCUCCAGGGACAACCUGACGCAGAUGCUGGAAACACCCGUAUCAGGGAUCCCCGGCGCAGGAGAGCCCGACGACUCCGAGCUCGACGGUCGGUGGAGGGAGGUGCGCACCCCUCUGACGCCGGCGGCUGAUAGGUAUGAUCGGUACGCCGAGUUCGAUCGGUACGCGGGGUUCGAUAGGUACCGAGAUCAGUUUUGAGAGGGUUAGCUAGAGAAGGUCGGAAUAAAUUGUCUCGGCGACAUUGGUGGUUGGCCAGUAUUGAGCAGCGAGGAAUGCGUCAACGAAAGAUAAAGGAUAUGAUGCGUGGUCUGUAAUGAGCCGUUAGUGCAAUCAAAAGCACUCGGUAUCAGUCUGUGUGAUCAGUCAUACCAUUUGUGAGGUUGAGCUUGGUUGUGGCUGCUUUUGUCAGCUAGUUCGCAAUGUGUAUAGGUGAUUUAUUUCUCGGUCGCUGGGGCUAUGUCACUGACAACAGUUGUUAUUGUAGUCAAGUCAAGCAGGAAAUGUUAUCCAGCUCCAAGCAUUUGUUAUGCUUCAAACCAGUAUCAUGGUCAGCAAACUUUGUUGAGAAGUUGUGAGCCGACUUUGCUGCUCAUGGCGAGCUUGGUUGAGAACGAUUUGUGAUACUGGUGAAGUCACGCAGGGCGAGCGUGUGUUAUGCAUGAAGCUGUUUUUUGUUGCAUUUGCCCAUUUGAAUGCCAGAUUUGUGUUUUGUCAGUCAAUUGGACAAACUUAACUGGCUUUUGCUGACGCUUGUAGACGAGUGAUGUCGAUGCUAGAGAAUUGGCUCGUUUAGUCGGUGAAUUAAUUGGGCCUCUGUUUUGCCCACUGACAUUUGGCGAACACCUGAAUCCCGGUGAAUCGGUGGAGGCAGAUUGUGCCAUGCUGCCACCUGAGCGCGGCCCAUCCUUGCUCGGUAUAACUGGUGACCCAUUAGCUCUACCGAUAGAGAUUAGGCCUCGUGGUGUGUAGAGGCUGGGUGUCGUUACUACCGUAUCGCUAUGGUGACCCACAAUGGCAGGCCUCACCUUUAAUUUCAUUUACGGGUCGCCUGUGGACUGCCCGACCAGUCAUUUAUGCCAUUGAAUGGCUGCUUGAUCUGUGCAGUUGGCGCCCUCAAGAUGCAAUAAAUGAAUCGGACGAUUU